Molecule: messenger RNA, 3171 nt
Organism: Pongo pygmaeus (Bornean orangutan)
Lineage: Eukaryota; Metazoa; Chordata; Mammalia; Primates; Hominidae
Product: ankyrin repeat domain-containing protein 36C-like
Source: RefSeq, a predicted model, not a curated record
GCUACAAGUGACAAGGAAGAUUCUGUUUUGAAUAUAGCCACAGAAACAAAAGAUGCACAAAUGUCUGGGACAGGCUACAAAUGACAAGAAAGAUUCUGUUUUGAAUAUAGCCACAGAAAUAAAGGAUGGACAACAAUCUGGAACAGUGUCUUCUCAGAAGCAACCGACCUGGAAGGCUGCAAGUGACAAGAAAGAUUCUGUUUUGAAUAUAGCCACAGAAAUAAAGGAUGGACAAAUAUCUGGGACAGUGUCUUCUCAGAAACAAGAAGCCUUGAAGGCUACAAGUGACAAGAAAGAUUCUGUUUUGAAUAUAGCCACAGAAAUAAAGGAUGGAGAAAAAUCUGGGACAGUGUCUCCUCAGAAACAAUCAGCCUGGAAGGUUACAAUUAAAAAGAAAGUUUCUAUUUUGAAUAUUGCCACAAGAAUAACAGGUGGUUGGAAAUCUAGAACAGAGUAUCCUGAGAAUCUUCCCACCUUGAAGGCUACAACUGAAAACAAAGAUUCUGUCCUGAAUACAGCCACCAAAAUGAAGGAUGUACAAACAUCCACACCAGCAGAACAAGUCUUAGAAAUGGCAUCAGAUGGAGAGCAAAAGAGCCUUGAAGAAUAUGAAAAUAACCAGCCACGGGUGAAAAACCAAAUACAUUCUAGGGAUGACCUUGAUGACAUAAUUCAGUCAUCUCAAAUAGCCUCAGAGGAUGAUGACUCGCUUUGCUCUAAUUGUAAGAAAGUCAUGUUACUCAUUGAUCAACAUGAAAUGAAGUGUAAAGAUUUGCCAUACAGCAAGAAAAAAAAAAGAAGAAAUGUUGAAGAGUUGCACCAAAAAGUUAGGGAAAAGUUAAGAAUAACAGAAGAUCAAUAUAGGAUAGAAGCUGAUGUGACAAAACAAAUUAAACUGGCUCUCAAAUCAGCGGAGGUGGAAUUGAAGACAGGAGGAAAUAAUUCAAAUCAGAUUUCUGAAACUGAUGAAAAAGAAGAAGACCUGCUGCAUGAAAACCGCUUGAUGCAAGAUGAAAUUGCCAGGCUCAGGCUGGAAAUAGACACAAUAAAAAACCAAAACCUGGAAAAGAAAUACUUAAAAGACUUUGAAGUUAUGAAAAGAAAGCAUGAAGACCUUCAAAAGGCUCUAAAACGGAACGGGGAAACAUUAGCAAAAAUGAUAGCCUGUUAUAGUGGACAGCUUGCUGCUCUGACGGAUGAAAACACAACGCUCCGUUCCAAGCUGGAGAAGGAAAGACAGAGCAGGCAAAGACUGGAAACAGAAAUGCAAUCAUACUGUUGUAGACUGAAUGCUGCAUGUGAUCAUGAUCAAAGUCACUCAUCAGAAAGAGACCAAGAGCUUGCUUUCCAGGACACAGUAGAUAAAUGGUGUCAUUUACAGGAAAAUUUGAAUUCUUGUGUUCUGAUUCUUUCUCAGCAACUUUCUAAAGCUGAGAGUAAGUCCAGAGUCCUCGAAACUGAGCUCCAUUACACAAGAGAGGCUCUGAAAGAAAAGGCUUUGGUUUUUGAACACGUGCAAAGUGAGCUAAAGCAAAAACAGAGUCAAAUGAAGGACAUUGAAAAAAUGUACCAAAGUGAAUACAAUACAAUGGAAAAAUGCAUAGAAAAGCAGGAAAGAUUUUGUCAACUAAAAAAACAAAAUAUGUUGCUUCAACAGCAACUGGAUGAUGCUCGCAACCAAGCUGACAAUCAAGAAAAAGCAAUACUUAAUAUUCAAGCCAGAUGUGAUGCUAGAGUACAAAACCUUCAAGCUGAGUGCAGAAAGCGAUGUGUUUUACUAGAAGAAGACAAUAAAAGGUUGGUCAAUGAAUUGAAUCAUUUGAAAGAAAAAGAACGCCAAUAUGAAAAAGAGAAAGCAGAAAGAGAAGAAAGUAUCAAGAAAAAUAAGUAUUUUUCGAACUUCCUGAAGUAAAAUUUUAAGUAAUAUUUGGUUACAGCUGAAUGUUGGAUCUAGUUGAAUAUAAAAAAGGAUACAUAUGAUAAAUAUAUCUGCUAUAUCAGCUUAGAAACAUUCCUUGUUUCCAGCAAGUCAAAGUUAGAACUGAGAGAUGCUUUCCUCUGAUUAAAGUCAAUGUGUCACUUAUAAAAUUUUAAGUUACAAGAUGUUAAUAUAGACUAAUAUUAAUAAUGUAGUCUUAUACUGCGGAAAUAAUAAUUUUAAUGUAUUUAUGUUGCAACAUUUUAAGACCAUGAUAAAUCAGAUAUAUGGAAAUGCUCAUACCUAAAAUGGUAUUUUGAAAUUGAUUCAAUUAAGUGGGGUACUUUGACAGUUAAUUUCAGAUUUCCUAGAUGAACUGAAGUGUAUUCCCUAUUUCAUAAUUACUUUUCUUCAGUAGCUUUAAAUGUCUUAGUUGGUAAAAUUUUGUUUUUCUUCAUGUCAAUUUGACUUAAAUCUGAAACUAUUUCAAUCUCAAAUUAUGUAUAGAUAUGAUCAUUCUAUUCUUUAAAGGCAUCUAAUUUUACUUAUAUUAUAAUAUGUGGAAAAUGCAGUAAAUUUUAGCCAAAUCAUGUUUGAUUUAAUCUUCCCACUGGCAUUUAUAAUUUACUUUCAGUUUUUAAAUAAAAAAUUUGCUCAUACUUUUUAUUUCAAGGCUCAAUUACUAUCAUUUGGAUAUAACUUUGUCCAGGACAAAGAGAGGCAUAGCUAUCUGUGAUUUAUUAGUUUGACACUGGAUCCCCAUUUUCAGACUAAGGAGGAUUUCAGACUAACGAGGAGUGGCAGGAUUCAUGUAGAGUAGGAAUGGAGUGAGUAGGGAGGAGAGAUACAGCAGCUGAGUCAGGGCGGGAGGUGGAGGGCAGGUUACUUAGAGCAUCUAAGGCCACUGGAAUUUUACUUUUCUUCUGAGAUAGACAUCUAUUGGAAGGAUUUAAGCAGAUGAUUUAAUGUGAGGAACUCUGAGGUUGAUUUGAGUUUCUAAUAAAAGAAAAGAGGGAAAUCAUUCCACAAUGUAUAAUUUACUACCAUCAGUCUCACCCGCGUACUCAUUUCUUUUUGAGACUUCAGAAGGUUUUUAAGCAUUGCAGAUUCAUCAGGGGAGGGAUGACUAGUGGGCUGAAUAUGUUGUGUGAAUAACAAUACCAGUUUGGCAGGAAGAUAACACCUUCUGUAUCCUUAGCGGGAUUCAGUAAUACACAGGAAUGUGUACACAUGAGGAAAAGAAGGUGAAUCGG